Molecule: messenger RNA, 768 nt
Organism: Odobenus rosmarus divergens (Pacific walrus)
Lineage: Eukaryota; Metazoa; Chordata; Mammalia; Carnivora; Odobenidae
Product: olfactory receptor 7A17-like
Exons: 2
Coding region: 1-768 (255 amino acids)
Biological process (GO): G protein-coupled receptor signaling pathway
Cellular component (GO): membrane
Molecular function (GO): G protein-coupled receptor activity; olfactory receptor activity
Source: RefSeq, a predicted model, not a curated record
AUGGAAGCAGACAAUGACACAGGAAUUUCAGAGUUUCCUCUUCUGGGAUUAUCAGAGGAACUAGAAUUACAGCCCAUCAUAUUUGGGCUUUUCCUCUGCAUGUACCUAAUCACUGUGCUUGGGAACCUGCUCAUCAUCCUGGCCGUCAGCUCAGACUCCCAUCUCCACACCCCCAUGUACUUCUUCCUCGCCAACCUGUCCUUUGUAGACAUCUGCUUCACCUCCACCACCAUCCCCAAGAUGCUCCCUCGGCUCUGUGGACUGCUGGUUCUGGUGUCCUGGGUCAUCAGUGUUCUCAAUUCCUUGUUACAGAGUUUAAUGGUGUUGCGGCUGUCCUUCUGUACAGAGGUGGAAAUCCCCUAUUUUUUCUGUGAACUCAAUCAAGUAGUUGGCCAGGCCUGUUCUGACACCUUCCUUAAUAACAUGGUGAUGAAUUUCGGAAUUGUGCUGCUGGCUGGCGGUCUGCUCACUGGGAUCUUUUACUCUUAUUCUAAGAUAGUUUCCUCCAUACUUGGGAUCUCAUCAGCUCAGGGCAAGUUUAAAGCAUUUUCCACCUGUGCAUCUCACCUCUCCGUUGUCUCCUUAUUUUACUGUACGGUCCUGGGAGUGUACCUUAGCUCUGCUGCUCCCCAGAGCUCCCACUCAAGUGCAGUGGCCUCGGUGAUGUACACGGUGGUGACGCCCAUGCUGAACCCCUUCAUCUACAGCCUGAGGAACAGAGACAUAAAGAGGGCUCUGAAAAGAAUCACUGGGGUUCUAGUGAUGUAA